CUUUUCUAUUCUUUUUCGUUUCAGCAGUGUUUACGAAAAGCAGUAAUCCUCAUGAAAAUCUUUGCUUUAUCCACUCUCGCCGUCGCGCUCUAUGCAGCUGUCUCGGAUGCUGCGCUUAUGAGAGUACCUAUCAAAAAGACCAACGAAUCGCCCGCCGAAAAGCUUCAGCGUUAUGCGCACACCGGUGAAUACUUGACCCAAAAGUAUUUUGGUGCCCAACGCACCCAGUCGAGCUCGGUCAUGCCUUUCCAAGUGGGCGCCGACGGCAGCGUCGAACAUGGUGUGCCCAUUUCCAACUACAUGAAUGCGCAAUAUUAUGGUGAAAUUGAACUUGGUACCCCUCCUCAGACUUUUACUGUCGUCUUUGAUACCGGUUCCUCCAACUUAUGGGUGCCUUCAACUCACUGUUCUUCUAUUGCAUGCUUCAUGCACCGUCGCUACGAUAGUGGUCAGUCCCAGACUUUCAAAGAAAAUGGUACCGAAUUUGCUAUUCAGUACGGUACUGGUGCUUUGGAAGGCUUUAUCAGCGAGGAUACCUUGCGUGUCGGUGGUGUGAAAAUCGACGGUCAAGGUUUUGCCGAAUCCGUGAAGGAGCCCGGCUUCACUUUUGCUUUGGCUCGUUUCGACGGUAUCAUGGGUCUUGGUUACGACACUAUCUCUGUGAAGCAAGUGGUUCCUCCCUUCUACCACAUGGUGAAUCGCGAUUUGGUUGAUGAGCCCUUGUUCUCUUUCUGGUUAAACGAUGUGGCCAAGGGUGGUGAAGAGAACGGUGGCGAGCUCGUGUUCGGUGGUAUUGACGAUUCGCAUUACGAGGGUGAAAUUACUUGGUCUCCUAUCAAGCGUAAGGGUUACUGGGAAAUUCAGCUUGAGGACAUCAAGUUUGGUGGUGACUACAUCGAUCUCGAUCCUGUUGGCGCGGCAAUCGACACUGGAUCUUCCCUUCUGGUCGCUCCUACCACUGUGGCCGAUUUGAUCAACAAAGAAUUGGGCGCUGAAAAGAACUGGGCUGGUCAAUACGUGCUUGAUUGUGACAAGGUGCCCAACCUCCCCGAAUUCUGUUUUGUCUUUAACGGCAAAGAUUUCUGCUUGGAAGGCAAAGACUAUGUUCUCGAAGUCCAGAAACAAUGUAUUUCUGGUUUCAUGGGUAUGGAUAUCCCUGAACCUGCUGGACCUCUUUGGAUUGUUGGCGAUGUAUUCCUUCGCAAGUUCUACAGCGUCUACGAUCUUGGUAAUAACAGAGUCGGUCUUGCCAAGGCCAAGUAAAAAAAUGGCUAUAACAACGUCUCGGCCUAUGGUUCUUUGGGCUGUGUUAUGAUUAUCUUCACAUCUACUUGCUCCGUCUUUUUUAGUAUAUUUCGAUUAUGUACCUUUUUUCCUCUGAAAAUACUAAAUCUCAUAUUUUGUCGAACUAUCAAAAAAAAAAAAAAAAAAAA
Molecule: messenger RNA, 1433 nt
Organism: Radiomyces spectabilis
Lineage: Eukaryota; Fungi; Mucoromycota; Mucoromycetes; Mucorales; Radiomycetaceae
Product: aspartic peptidase domain-containing protein
Exons: 6
Coding region: 52-1263 (403 amino acids)
Biological process (GO): proteolysis
Molecular function (GO): aspartic-type endopeptidase activity
Source: RefSeq, a predicted model, not a curated record